AUGACCGCCAGCCCGCCGAACCAAAGCAUCAUUCUCAGCGCCCAGCAACGCGAACUCAAGCGCCAGCGUGAACAGGUCCGCCGUGAAGCCAAAGUCGCCUUUCGGAGACAAGCCUCUGCCAGCACUCCCGGCUCUUCGCCGCCGCAAAAUCACUCCGCCGUUCCCACUCCUGCCUCCGGUUCCGUCACAGGCUCCCCCUCGUCUUUUCUCCAGUCGCCGCCUCCCGCCAUCAUGGCUGAUUUGAGCGCAUCCGCCGCUACGGGCGGUCUCCCCGGCAUCUACGGAUCCACCAGCAGCGCCUCGUCGCAAAUGCCACUGCUCUCGGAACCCGCCACCACCUCUUCCAGUCUUGGCUCGCCGUCGUACUACUCUUCACCGAUGCACGAUCACCAGCAGUCGGGCGUCUUUUCCUCCUCCUACCAAAAUCAGGGCUACAUGCCAGAAUACACUACGGCCUCGUUCCCGGCCUCUGCACCGGCAACACUGCACUCACAAUACCCACGAGGAAUGCACGACCAGCAGAAUCUUAUGUACCACAUGCCGCCGCCGUCAUCUUCGUCCAUGAUCAGCCCCAACCACAUCUCCCACCACCAGCAGACCGCUCACCAACUGCCCCUGCCCCAGCAGCUCGCACAUCACCAGCAACCACAGCACCGCUCGUCACACCACAGCGGUCUCCACGGCGGUCCCCACGCUCACCAGCCAUCGCCCCCUCUGCCACCGCACGCUCAUGCACACGACAGCGCCAGUGGACCGCACCAGUAUGAGGGCGGCAUGGCUGGCAACACCGUUGGCAGCACGGGUCCGGCGGGUGUACGUGUUGUCCAGAGCCGGCCCAAGCCGCAAUGCUGGGAGCACGGUUGCAAUGGACGACAGUUUUCGACAUUUAGCAAUCUGUUGCGGCACCAGCGCGAAAAAUCGGGACAGGCAACCAAGGCCGUGUGCCCCAACUGCGGUGCUGAGUUUACGCGGACAACGGCACGCAAUGGUCACCUGCAACACGACAAGUGCAAGCAGCGGCGAAGUGGUUGA
Sporothrix schenckii 1099-18 is the source of this 1032-nucleotide messenger RNA. RefSeq lists its product as uncharacterized. NCBI's taxonomy places the organism in Eukaryota, Fungi, Ascomycota, Sordariomycetes, Ophiostomatales, Ophiostomataceae. The transcript has 2 exons. The record is from RefSeq and is a predicted model, not a curated record. The coding region runs from base 1 to 1032 and encodes 343 amino acids.